GGAUCUGGAUGCAUGUUUUAUUAAUGCUCUUCUCAAACUAUAUAUGUCUAUAGGUCGUUCACCUUGGCCAAUUAGUUGGCAAUAAUAUGCAUCUCGUCUCUGUAGUGGAACAAUUCAUAAACAUACUGCCGAGGUUCUCCUAAUGGCAUGACUACAGAUAUGAUGUGUGCAAGAUAUAGGAAUGGGUCUAACACCUGAUGCAAGUUAUAGGAGCAUGAAAAUAUGUCAAGGGAAUAUUUCUUAAGAGAAUCUUUUAUGUGGCCUAUGAAUGACUCCCUACUUUCUCAUGAUUUUGUGCCAUUGUUUGAAGUAAACUAGCCACUUGACUGUUAUCUGUGCUGUGUCAAACCAAUGGAAGAAAAUAAUUGCCUGCUUUUAUUUUUGAAUUACGGAUAUCAUGGUCCUUCUUCCCCAGUUUCUUUGCUUUUCGGUUUGAUCAGGGAUCUAGCUCUUACAUGUCUGACUAAGCCUAUGUCGUUCUUUUUGCUGCAGGCAACAGUUAAUCGAUCUAAGGGGAAUCGUACUGAGUUUUCCAAAGCUGAACUCAUUCAGAAAAGUUCUUACUGCCGGGUUUCAGGACGCGAUAUGGAUCUUCUAGAAUUGUCAGCCUAUGGCAAUGUUCGUCGUGGACAAGAUUCUGGGGGAUGUAGAAUCCAAUGA
Messenger RNA from Ilex paraguariensis (yerba mate), 660 nucleotides. Lineage: Eukaryota; Viridiplantae; Streptophyta; Magnoliopsida; Aquifoliales; Aquifoliaceae. The record is from the annotation of a GenBank genome assembly.